GUUUGACAUUUAACCAUACGAUGAUUCAUGUUUAUAAUAAAUUGUGAUUCACUUUCAAACCAAAUCAAAAACAAGUACAAUGUUUUCGAGCGGCCCCAAUUUGACUAAAUUAAAAACAAACUUGCGUCUGGCGAUUUCCAGACUAAAGCUUCUCGAAAAGAAGAAAACUGAAUUGACGGAAAAGUCGCGACGGGAAAUUGCGGAUUUCAUUACUGCUGGAAAAAUAGAACGAGCGAAAAUAAGGGUUGAACACAUAAUAAGAGAAGACUAUUUGGUGGAGGCCAUGGAGCUCGUCGAAAUGUACUGUGAUUUAUUGUUAGCCCGCUUUGGUUUGAUAACCAACAUGAAAGAACUGGACGAGGGGAUUGCCGAAGCCGUGUCCAGUUUAAUUUGGGUGGCACCACGGCUGCAAUCGGACUGUCAAGAGUUGAAAGUGAUCGCCGACCUGUUGACGGCGAAAUACGGCCACAACUACGCUGAAGCGUGCAGAGUGGAGUCCAUUGAAUCAAUUAGUGAGAAGCUGAAGCAUAAACUUUCAAUUCAAAGCCCACCCAAGCUUUUAGUUGAAAAGUAUGUGAUAGAAAUCGCUAAAUGUUACAACAUUCCAUAUGAACCUGACCCACAAGUCAUGGAAACAGAGAAAGGGAAAGACGCUAUGUUGAUUGAUUUAUCAGAUAGGAAUAAUCUUGGUGGGGGCGGCAUGCCUGCGCCCCCUGGUUUUUACGGGUUUCCGCAGCCGCCGCCGUUGCCUCCCAUGACGGAUCCGCUGCCAACGCCACCAUUUACCUAUCCACCUUUAAAGGAUCAAAACUGGAACAUGCCGCCGUCAGGCCCGACCGCGCCGCCUCCAGCAUUUUCAUACAACAUCCCUCCCAGUGAUGAAGGGAAAGAAAGCAACACAGAUUUCAUGGGUAGUUUACCAACUUAUAGCAUGGUCUUUCCCCAUAAUAAUUUGCAGGACAGCAAAGUUCCUCCUGAUGAUAAUUUACAGAAUAACGACGAGCCGCAAAAACCGACUCCUAGGGGAAAAUUGAACGAGGAUAGUUAUAAUCUUCCUGAUUUGCCUUCAGUACCAUCAAACGCACCGCCUUCGCCUGACGCUUCAGAUGACAUUGACUUUGACGAUUUAACCAGGAGAUUCAAUGAAUUAAAAAAGAAGUAUUAAGCUCAUUUUUGUGUUGCUAUUAGGUGCACAAGAUAAUAAUUAUAUGAAGUACUAAUCAACUAAAAUGUUUAUAUAGUUUGUUAUGGUGUGUACAGAUGCUAUUUUAUUCAUAUUAUAUUCAAUAAAGCGCCUCUAGUUUAAA
Molecule: messenger RNA, 1307 nt
Organism: Zophobas morio
Lineage: Eukaryota; Metazoa; Arthropoda; Insecta; Coleoptera; Tenebrionidae
Product: IST1 homolog
Exons: 7
Coding region: 80-1165 (361 amino acids)
Biological process (GO): protein transport
Source: RefSeq, a predicted model, not a curated record